GGAUGACCAUUCUCCCCUGCUCGGAUGGAUGAUCGAAUCUCUUAAAGCAGUAAAGUACAUAGACUCCGACCAUUUCAUGGUGCCCGAGGGCAAACGAGCAGUCGAACUUGUGGCCGGAAGAGAAAGUGCACUCGCACAAGUUGUAAAAACCUUGCCCAGAAAAACAUAUGACCUAUUCUUCUCAAUAGGGGAUUCUAAGAACUCGUGUGAAGGGUCUAUGGUGGUUGAGGCAUCGGCUGGCAAGAUUAUUGGUCAAUUUCCUUAUGAAUCCAAGGGCAAUGGAGGGUUCAAACGUAUUAAAUUGAGGUUUGUGGCCGUGUCACCUCGUACGAGGAUUAGGUUUUUGAGCACAUUCUAUCACAUGAAGACAGAUGGUUCCCUAUGUGGUCCGCUGAUUGAUGAUGUAAAAUUGAUUAGUAUCCGUUAUCCACAACGUGUCUAAUUGUAAUUGGGGAAAAAGUCAAAUUUUUAUUACGUUUUUGUUGUUGUUGAUUGCAUUGAUUAUGCGAUCCCAUGGAUCUAGAGAGAGAUUUUGGACUUGUUUAUGUAGAGGAGGAAGUUUUCUUCGUUGUUACGUAAUAAAGAAUAGUAUUUAAGAUGUGUUGUCAUA
Messenger RNA from Olea europaea var. sylvestris, 610 nucleotides. RefSeq lists its product as uncharacterized. Bases 29 to 442 code for a protein of 137 amino acids. NCBI's taxonomy places the organism in Eukaryota, Viridiplantae, Streptophyta, Magnoliopsida, Lamiales, Oleaceae. The record is from RefSeq and is a predicted model, not a curated record. The transcript has a single exon.